Messenger RNA from Trematosphaeria pertusa, 1758 nucleotides. RefSeq names its product DUF1446-domain-containing protein. The coding region runs from base 1 to 1758 and encodes 585 amino acids. The transcript is spliced from 2 exons. The record is from RefSeq and is a predicted model, not a curated record. Lineage: Eukaryota; Fungi; Ascomycota; Dothideomycetes; Pleosporales; Trematosphaeriaceae.
AUGACGCUGCUCGCUUCGAACUACAAGAACGACCCGAUAGACGUAUUGGCCGGUGACUGGAUGAGCGAGGGCAAUAUGACUGUGAGAGCUGGAACAAAGAUCAAUGGCCAAGUCGACGCGUAUGAACCAACCUUCCUCGAAGCUCUCGAGCCCGCACUGCCUUAUAUCGCCAAGUACCGCAUCAAAGUCGCCAUCAAUGCAGGCGCCUCCGAUACGAAGAAGCUACAUGAGGUGGUCGCCAGAAUGGUCAAAGCGAAAGGCCUGGACCUCAGCAUCGCGUGGAUAUCCGGAGACGAAGUCCUGCCGCAUCUGCUUGAGACGCAGAAGCGCGGGGAUUCGCCAUUCGAGAACAUCUGUACUGGCGAGAGAUUAGGAGACUGGCAGUUUGAAAGCAUGUACGCCCAAGCAUAUCUUGGUGGACUUGGGAUUGCAAAAGCUUUCGAGAGAGGCGCGGAUAUAGUUGUGUGUGGGCGUGUGUCCGACGCAAGCCCCGUGAUAGGGGCUGCGUCCUGGUGGCAUAACUGGAAGCGCUCUGAUCUGGAUAAGCUGGCCAAUGCUUUUGUUGCUGGACACCUUUCCGAAUGCUCGUCCUACAGCACGGGCGGGAAUUACACUGGCUUCAAAGACCUCGAAUGCCUUGGCUGGGAGAACAUCGGCUACCCCAUCGUCGAAAUAUCGACCUCCGGCGAAGUCAUCGUUACAAAGAACAAAGGAUCUGGAGGUGAAGUCUCCGUCGAUACGCUUACCUCGCAAUUUCUCUACGAGAUUCAAGGACCGUGGUACUUCAACUCGGACGUCACUGCUAUUCUGGACGACGUAUCCUUCGAGCACAUCUCUACCAACCGUGUCGCCUUACGAGGGAUCAAAGGCGCACUACCCCCGCCUACUACAAAGGUCGGUAUCACCGCGAAGCCGAUAUACCAAGCUGAAAUGCACUGGUUCAUCACGGGGCUUGAUGCUGCCUCCAAAGCACGUAUGAUCGAGCAUCAGAUCCGUGCGCUCAUGGCCCCUCACAUUCAGAACUUCUUGCACCUUUCAUUUCAAACGAUCGGCUCCGUCCCAGAAAAUCCUACAAAUCAGAAUGCCGCAACCGUUGAUUUCAGAGUCAUUGCGCAGGCUCGCAAGGCGGAACAUCUAGCACCAGCCAAGUUCGUACGGCCAUGCAUCGACCCAAUAAUGUGUGCUUAUCCAGGCGCAACUCCACACCUCGAUCUACGACAGGCAUUCCCGAAAGAAGUGUUUGAGUACUACGUCACGCUGCUUCCGCAGUCGGUCAUUUCUCACCAAGUACAUCUCAGCACGGACGAGGUCAUCGAUAUACCGCCACCGUCGGAAACGAGAACAUAUCCCAAGAACCAACCUACCCAAGAUACUACCGCGAAAAAGUUCGACCUCGCAUCGUUUGGUGCUACGGUCCGCGCACCACUUGGGACAAUAGUACACGCACGCUCUGGCGACAAAGGUUCGGACUGCAACGUAGGAUUUUGGGUGCGCCAUGCCGAUGAAUAUACGUGGCUGCAGAACCUCCUUUCCACGGAAUUCGUCAAGCAGCUUCUUGCGGACGAAUACAAAGGAGGCAGGAUUGAAAGAUGCGAGUUCCCGGGCCUAAAGGCGGUACACUUUCUGUUGAAAGAUCACUUGGAUAGAGGAGUUAGUUGUACCCUCAGUGUGGACUUCUUAGGGAAGAACUGCGCGGAGUAUUUGAGGGCGAGGAUGGUGGAUGUGCCGUUGAAGUUCUUGGCUAGAGGGAGGAUUUGA